AUGGAGCAAGGAAAGGUCCUUACUUCCUACGCCACCAUUGAUUUUUCAGGGAACAGACUUGAAGGACAGAUUCCUGAAUCCAUUGGUCUUUUGAAGGCAUUGAUUGCACUCAACUUAUCAAAUAACGCAUUCACAGGCCAUAUUCCUUUGUCUUUGGAAAAUGUUACUGAGCUCGAGUCACUUGAUUUGUCAAACAACCAACUCUCAGGGACUAUUCCUAAAGGACUAGGAAGCCUCUCUUUUUUGGCGUACAUAAGUGUGGCUCAUAACCAACUCAAAGGCGAAAUACCCCAAGGAACACAGAUCACUGGGCAACCUAAAUCCUCCUUUGAAGGGAAUGCAGGGCUUUGUGGACUUCCUCUCCAAGGAAGUUGCUUUGCGCCACCAACGCAACAGCCUCAGGAAGAAGACGAAGAAGAAGAGGAACAAGUGUUAAACUGGAAAGCUGUGGUUAUAGGGUACGGACCAGGCUUAUUGUUUGGAUUGGUAAUAGCACACUUUAUCUUGCUUCAUACAGGCCGAAGUGGUAUGUCAAGAUAG
Eutrema salsugineum is the source of this 540-nucleotide messenger RNA. Its product is annotated as receptor like protein 42. Bases 1 to 540 code for a protein of 179 amino acids. NCBI's taxonomy places the organism in Eukaryota, Viridiplantae, Streptophyta, Magnoliopsida, Brassicales, Brassicaceae. The record is from RefSeq and is a predicted model, not a curated record. The transcript has a single exon. Gene Ontology annotation, molecular function: protein binding.